Xenopus tropicalis (tropical clawed frog) is the source of this 4034-nucleotide messenger RNA. RefSeq names its product DNA topoisomerase I gene 1 (gene top1). Gene Ontology annotation, molecular function: DNA binding; DNA topoisomerase type I (single strand cut, ATP-independent) activity. NCBI's taxonomy places the organism in Eukaryota, Metazoa, Chordata, Amphibia, Anura, Pipidae. The transcript has 21 exons. The record is from RefSeq and is a predicted model, not a curated record. Gene Ontology annotation, biological process: DNA topological change. Bases 241 to 2655 code for a protein of 804 amino acids. Gene Ontology annotation, cellular component: nucleus; chromosome.
AGGCUAAAUCGGGACUUAGUCGGUUACACAAUCCGCUGAGUGUCUCUGCCCACUCUCAUUCUGCUCUGGCUGCUCUCGGCUCCAGCCGGCUUCUCUCCCUCAGCCGCACCGUACAGCAGGCACCGCGCAGUAUCCCCCCCCCAUCUCCAUUGUACCCACUGUACCUGCUGUCCCACUCCCUAGCCCUCUCUAGCAGCCCCCAUUCAUUCACCGGAGCCCCCUCCCCUGAGCCCCCUAAGGAUGAGUGGGGAUCAUGUACACAACGACUCGCAGAUCGAGGCGGAUUUUCGGCUAAAUGACUCUCAUAAACACAAGAAAGACAAAGAACAUCGCCACAAAGAACAUAAGAAAGACAAAGACCGGGAAAAAUCCAAACACAACAACAGUGAACACAAGGAUCCUUCAGAAAAGAAGCAUAAAGACAAACACAAAAACAAUGACAAACAUCGGGAAAAGGAUGGCGAGAAACACAGAGAAAAAGAUGGGGAGAAACACAGGGACAAAAAUGGCGAGAAACACGAUAAGCAUCGAGAGAAAGAUGGCGAGAAACAUAAAGAUGGAGAGAAACACAAAGAGAAAGAUGCUGAGAAGCAUAGAGAUGGAGAAAAGCAUAAAGAUAAACACAGAGAUAAAGAUCGGGAGAAGAGAAAAGAAGAAAAGAUGAAAUCUUCCAGCGGCAGUGUUAAAGUGAAAAAAGCAAAUGGUUUCUCUAGUCCUGUGCGGGUUAAAGAUGAGCCAGAAGAUGACGGCUUCCACAUGUCCCCCAAGGAAAAUAAGGCAAUGAAGAGGCCAAGAGACGAUGAUGAGGAUUACAAACCUAAGAAGAUCAAAUCUGAAGAUGAGAAAAAAGGGAAGAAGCGGAAGCAGGAGGAAGAGGAUAUUAAGCCCAAGAAAAAAAGUAAGGGCAAAGGCAACGAGGGGGAAGUGAAGAAGAAAAAAGUAAAAAAGGAGGAGGAAGAGAAGUGGAAAUGGUGGGAGGAGGAGCGGCAUGCUGAUGGCAUUAAGUGGAAAUUCUUGGAACAUAAAGGACCAGUGUUUGCUCCCCCCUAUGAACCUCUCCCUGACAAUGUGAAAUUUUACUAUGAUGGUAAUCUUGUAAAGCUCAGCCCAAAAGCCGAAGAAGUGGCCACGUUCUUUGCAAAAAUGUUAGACCACGAGUACACUACUAAGGAUAUCUUUCGGAAGAACUUCUUCAAAGACUGGAAAAAGGAGAUGACAGCCGACGAAAGAAACCUAAUCACCAACCUGGGCAAAUGCGACUUCAACGCGAUGAGCCAGUACUUUAAAGAGCAAUCGGAAGCGAGGAAAAACAUGACAAAGGAAGAGAAGCAGAAAAUCAAAGAAGAGAAUGAGCGGUUACUGCAGGAGUACGGCUUUUGUGUCAUGGACAACCACAGGGAACGUAUUGCUAACUUCCGCAUAGAACCUCCCGGCCUGUUCAGGGGCAGAGGAGAUCACCCCAAGAUGGGCAAACUUAAGAAGAGGAUAAUGCCGGAAGACAUCAUCAUCAACUGCAGCAAAGACUCAAAAUAUCCUGUUGCUCCUGCUGGUCACAAGUGGAAAGAGGUUCGGCAUGACGGCAAGGUUACAUGGCUGGUAUCAUGGACAGAAAACAUUCAGGGUUCCAUCAAAUACAUCAUGCUCAACCCUAGCUCCCGAAUCAAGGGUGAGAAGGACUGGCAGAAGUACGAGACUGCCCGAAGGCUCAAGAUGUGUGUUGAAAAGAUCCGCAAUACUUACAAAGAGGACUGGAAGUCCAAAGAGAUGAAAGUCCGACAGAGAGCAGUAGCGCUCUACUUUAUAGAUAAGCUUGCAUUGAGAGCUGGCAACGAAAAGGAAGAGGGAGAAACAGCAGAUACUGUAGGUUGUUGCUCCUUGCGAGUGGAGCACAUCAAUCUCUUCCAAGAGUUGGACGGCCAAGAGUUUGUGGUAGAGUUCGACUUCCCGGGUAAAGAUUCCAUCCGCUACUACAACAAAGUGCCAGUGGAGAAAAGGGUUUUCAAAAAUCUUCAGCUCUUCAUGGAAAACAAGCAGCCUGACGACGACCUGUUUGACAGACUCAACACAAGCAUUUUGAACAAGCACCUUCAGGACCUGAUGGAGGGACUAACAGCCAAAGUAUUCAGAACAUAUAACGCCUCCAUCACCCUGCAGCAACAACUAAACGAACUCACUAACGGUGAUGACAAUGUUCCCGCCAAGAUCUUGUCCUACAACCGUGCCAACAGAGCCGUCGCCAUCCUGUGUAACCAUCAGCGAGCCCCUCCUAAAACGUUUGAGAAAUCCAUGAUGAACCUACAGGGAAAGAUCGAUGCAAAGAAGGAUCAGUUGAUGGACGCCCGGCGAGAGUUAAAGAGCGCAAAAGCAGAUGCCAAGGUCAAGCGGGAUGAAAAAUCAAAAAAGCUUGUGGAAAGCAAAAAGAAAGCUGUACAGAGGGUAGAAGAGCAACUAAUGAAGUUGGAGGUUCAGGCCACAGACAGAGAAGAGAACAAACAGAUUGCUCUUGGAACCUCCAAACUCAACUACCUGGAUCCCAGAAUCUCUGUGGCAUGGUGUAAAAAAUACGGUAUUCCUAUUGAAAAAAUCUACAACAAAACCCAGAGAGAAAAGUUUGCUUGGGCCCUUGAUAUGGCGGAUGAGGACUUUGCAUUUUAAUGCAGAACACAAUUGGGUUUUUCUUAAUUUUAUUGUUAUUUUAAGCCUGGAUGUCACCUCGGAAUGGCGACUUUUAGGGAACUGUGAGCCUUACUUUUUAUCAACUGAAUUUUAAUUAUGAAAAUUUUUUGUUUUGUUUUUUGGUUAAGCUGGGAAGGGGAUAUGUACAGAUUAAGGGAAGCGGCCUGAGAAAAAUCCCUCCCCCACACCUGAUGGAAAAAUGGAAUUGGGGGGCGACUGAACAUUCUCCCCAAGCUGCCUUUUGUAUUGUCCCAUGGACAUUUAGUAUAUAAACGGAUCACGUAGAAUAUGGCAACGUUUAAAAAAAAUCUUCGGGGGGGGGGGGGGGGGGAGGUUUGUAUGUAAGCUCACUGAAAACAUUGCAGAUUGUGUUCUAGAGGCUGUACAGAAUUUACAAGAAAAACAUGCAUUUCAUUUUUGUUUCUGUUCUAAAAUAGCAUCUAUUUUAAUGGGGAAAUAAUUUCUGCUCAUAUCCCCUUACCCUGAUUAUUUUUAUUUUCUUGUUCUGCUGAUCGAUGAGCUUGUCUUGCUGGCAGCUGAGGGGUUAACUUAACUCUCUCCUAUCCACCAACCUCGAUGCAAAGAUUCCGACCAAUCAUUGAAUUUCUGUUUUGCCCAUUCAGAAGGUGACUUACAAUGUGACCCUUUUUUUUUUUUUUUUUCUCUCUCCUUCCUUCGGAUAUCCAGUGGAAGAAAGGCGGAAGUUUAUAUUUUUGUUUUUAGAAAUGUGAAUUUUUUUUUUUUCUCUUUUUUUAAUUAUUUUAACUAUUUAAACGUUUUAAUGUUUGGUAGCAUAAAAAAAAAAAAAUGAAAAGAGAUUUCACUGACAAAAGAACAUCUUUGAUUUGAAUAUGUGGAAAUGGGGGGGAUGGGAUUAUCCCUUGAACUGCAAUGGAGACCAAAAAGAGAGCUGUGGGUGAGGGAGGCUCCUGCUGCAUGCUGGGUAAUAAUCCCACUGACACCAGUACUGUUACAGCAGAGGCUUAUGUGGAGCUCAGAGACCCCUCCCCCCUCACGCGUUAAGGGAAACUAAACUGUAGCUUAGCGAAUAACCCCAAUUUUAAAGGUCAAAAUAACGACUGGUGGAUUUGUUUUGCGUAUAAAGAACCUAUAAAGGCAAUUGGAAUGGAAGACCUUUGUCUGGAAGAAUAAGAGAAAUGUGUAAAAAGAAUUUUAAUGUGAAUUAUUAUUUUUUUUGCCUAGAAUCCUCGCUUAGUUUUGAUUCUUGGAUCAAUUCCGAAGUGUUCAGAGCAGUCUCUUUUCCCUUGGACAUUUUUCCCCCUUUUAUCUUCUAUUUUUAUCAUGAAUUUGCCAUUAAUGGAGUGUAGGUUAUUUAAAAUAAAACCCUACAACUUGCA